AGUUAAGUUUCACAUUGCGGAACUUAUGAAAAUCUGUUGACAAAGCUUGGAUCUGACAACUUCUUCAUGGUAACAUUUUACCUCCUACCUUGUUGCAGAGGUCUUGAGUCGGCAAAAAUCAGACCAAAAAUUUUCUAGCUAGCUUUGACUUGUCAAUUAAAACUUCCUUGCUGUUAAAAGAAAGACUUUUUAAAGAAGUUUUGUGCUGUUGUUAUUCAAGUUGACUCAAAGGAAUGACGAGUGCUCUAUUAAUGCUUGAGGAGGCAUGACUUUACGUCAACAAGCGCGAUAAGUACGCCAAGAGACAAAAGGCAAGAGGUCGCUCAGACGGAACAUUCGCUUUCAUCUGAAUAUUGAAACAUUCGUUGAAUUACUUUGUGUCUUUUGUGAAUUGCACCCUUUUGUUUGAUACGGAAAAUCUAAACAAUAGCAGAUAAAAUAUAUGUGCAGGGACAAUAAUUUGGGUGAAAAAAAAAGAAAAAAAAUGAAAAUUGAUCAAAACAAAAGUCAUUGAGUGAUUUUGUUUGACCAGACGUGUUUUGAAAUUCAGAAUGUAAAUUAAUACUAGACCAGUAGACAUAGUUUUUUCCAUAGCGUGACAACUUAUUUGAUUUGCAAUUUCACUGAUGACUAAUGUAAAACAUGAUGCCGAUUGCGAUUGGGCUUCCUGUGUCACUCCAGAAACAUUGGGAUACCUGUGGAAUCAAAAUGGUGGUGGUAUAAAUUUGUCAAUCCUGAAAUCUGUCAUGUCCUUUUUACCGGCAUUUCCCUCGGCCCCAUUGCCUCCUCCUCUACCUGAUAUCAAAACAGCAAAUGAACAAAUUCAGAUUUCAGAAAACCCAGAAAGCUCCAAAAUAAAAGGGGUGCUAGAACAAUGCUUGAGAAUUGUUGAGGAUUAUGGGAGCAGUAACAACAGAAACUGGAUCCUUUGUGAUGUAAACUUACAUGCAAAGCUACAAGGAAAUGCACCCAGAUGUGGACUUGUAGCACUUAGUAUGGCUGUUGAAAUGGCUCAGCGUUUGUCAAAACAAACAGCGCAACCUUCAGUGGGCUCACCAACUCUUAUUCCAUACAAUGACUUUGAAUCAGAAAUGAUGGCUUUGUUAAAACUUGCAAAACUAAAGAAGUUUACAAGCAAAGGUGAAAUGUUUUCAGCCAAGAAUUUAGGUGUUUUAGCAAAAGAGUUCUAUGGAUUGGAUGUCAGAAUUACUGACUGUGGUUUGGAUGAUAUUAGCGGGAUAUUUAAUCAUCUAAGUGAGGGAAAUCCAAUACUAGUACCCUAUGAUGCUAGUGCUAAUCAUGCUCCAUGCUUGGAAAAUGGGAAUAAAUCCCAUUGGGCAGUUCUGACAGGAAUUUUCUGCACAUUUGAGGACAAUGAUUUUAACUGGGAACAUCUACAAGAAAAGGCCACUGUAACAAGACUAGAAGUCAAUGGAGGCAAAACCUCAAUUUUUACACUUGAUAAUGCAACUAACAAAUUACCAGAAAAUUGUAUACCUUCUACGUUAUACUUACUGGCCAGGCAGCCCAAAUCAAGACAUGUUGGUGUUUGGUCAUGGAAAGAAUUAAAAGAAAGCAAUGCUAAUUUAGUAGAAUAUUGUCCUAAUAAAGAAAGUUCAAAGGAUUUUGUUUUACCAGAGGGAGGACUCAGAGAAGGUCUUUGUAAAAAGAUACUAUAUUUAAAAAAAAAAUAAGUGAAUGAAUUAUAAAUAAAUUGUU
Exaiptasia diaphana is the source of this 1719-nucleotide messenger RNA. RefSeq names its product UPF0692 protein C19orf54 homolog. Lineage: Eukaryota; Metazoa; Cnidaria; Anthozoa; Actiniaria; Aiptasiidae. The transcript has 3 exons. Bases 627 to 1694 code for a protein of 355 amino acids. The record is from RefSeq and is a predicted model, not a curated record.